Amphibalanus amphitrite is the source of this 1459-nucleotide messenger RNA. RefSeq lists its product as uncharacterized. NCBI's taxonomy places the organism in Eukaryota, Metazoa, Arthropoda, Thecostraca, Balanomorpha, Balanidae. The record is from RefSeq and is a predicted model, not a curated record. Gene Ontology annotation, biological process: protein refolding; response to heat. The transcript has 2 exons. Bases 160 to 1200 code for a protein of 346 amino acids. Gene Ontology annotation, molecular function: protein folding chaperone.
GGUUUAUGCCGCCGCAUGCCGAAUGAACUUGUUACAAAGGCAUAGGCAAGGCAGUAUAUCAUAGCCGGCGGCGAUCGAUUACCAGAACCCUCCACAUGGAUCUGUUUCUCGAAGCUGCUCCGCCCUUCUGAAAGCUGAGCCUCCAUUCGUUGCUGUUUAAUGACGUCACACCCUCUACGGGCGCUGAUUGGCCAGCGUUGUCCGGCGCUGCGAAGGCUCGUCUCUGGUGAUUUCUGUCGUCGAGAAAGCUCCGGUCAGCUGUGGAGGGCGGGCGGCGUGGUUUAUAUUCUCGCUUUCGGCCCGCAGAGGCAACCAGUCGGAUUUGAGCCUUCAAAGAGCGAGCGGAGCUCACGUGAGUUUUCAGCGACAAGCAUGGAUACGUUCCUGUUUUUCGAGCCCUACGGCCGCCGGUGGGCGCCUCGGCGGGACAUCAGUUCCCACGGACCGCUGAGCUUCUGGGACCCGUGGUCAACUUUUGCUGAGCUGGACGGGCCCGUCUGGCGCCCAUUCACGCACGUCCCAGGACAGCAGUGUCUGAGGGGUCCUCAGCAGGAGCAGCAGCAGCAGGUGAAGAAAGCCGAACCGGAGAAGAACGAGGGCUUCAAGCUAGCUCUGGACGCUACUGGCUACAAGCCGGAGGAAGUCAGCGUGAAGCUGUCGGACGGCGUGGUCACGGUUCGCGCCCGCCACCACGAGAAGACCAGCGGCGGUCUGGUGACCAGCAGCAUGGUGCGCCGUGUCCGGCUGCCGGACAAUGUCGACGCCAGCGCUCUGAGCUCCCGGCUGACCCGCGAGGGCCAGCUGGUGCUGGAGGCUCCUCCGGUCGGCUCCAAGGAGGCCAUCAAGGCGCCCGAGGAGAAGAAGGCGGUGGAGGCGGCGCCGGCCCCGGAACAGAUGCAGGUGGCUGAGCCGGUCGAGAAGCCUCAGUUCCAGGUGGGUGUGGAUGUCAGCGCCUUCAAACCGGAGGAGGUGAGCGUCAAGGUGGACGGCGGCGUGGUCACCGUGGACGCCCACCGCGAGGAGAAGUCUGAGGAGGGCUGUUCCAGCAUGCGCAUGGUGAGGAAGUUCACUCUGCCGCCCGGCGUCAACCCGGACCUGCUGAAGUCCCGGCUGACCUCCUCGGGUCAGCUGAUGGUGGAGGCGCCCGAGAGCGAGCCGCCGGCCAAGGAGGGUGGCGAGGGCGCCAUGGAGACUGCCUAACUCGCCCGGUCCCCCUUCCCCUCCCCGGCCCACCGGCGACCCCUGCAGUAGCUGCCGCCGGGCCGGUGCGGAGCUGUGCUACCUACCUACGUGUCUGAGGCGCGGGGAAGCGCCCUGUCUCGGUUCGUUUGUUUUGUAGUCCGGUCUUGUUCGCGGCACGGGCUUGAUUUGUGAUGGGAAGUGAUUUGUAAAAUGUUACUGAUGGUCUGCCACAUUACCACGUUGCUUUCUGUGAAUAAACGCUUUAUGAUGAAUAAAA